Molecule: messenger RNA, 1806 nt
Organism: Bufo gargarizans (Asiatic toad)
Lineage: Eukaryota; Metazoa; Chordata; Amphibia; Anura; Bufonidae
Product: gastrula zinc finger protein XlCGF26.1-like
Exons: 3
Coding region: 1-1749 (582 amino acids)
Biological process (GO): regulation of transcription by RNA polymerase II
Molecular function (GO): RNA polymerase II cis-regulatory region sequence-specific DNA binding; DNA-binding transcription factor activity
Source: RefSeq, a predicted model, not a curated record
AUGCCCAACCGCGAUCCCCCGUGUAAGAGUGAGGUGGAGGAGGACAUUCCAGUCCAUGUGACCACAGAUCUAUCAUAUAAUCCACCUAAUCAAGAGGAACCUUCCCCUGAGCUAUCACAGAUUGUUACCACAAGUACUGGGAAGAAAGCUGGUGCAACGUUUCAAUGUGGGGAAUGUGGGAAACAGUUUAGAUAUAGUGCAAGUCUUUCUGUACACAGAAGAUGUCACACAGGAGAGAAGCCAUAUUCAUGUUCAGAAUGUGGGAAAUGUUUUAGACACAAAUCACAUCUUGUGAUACAUGAGAAAAGACACACAGGAGAGAAGCCAUAUUCAUGUUCAGAAUGCGGGAAAUUGUUUAUAAGAAAAGCAGAUCUUUUCUAUCAUGAGCGAGUCCACACAGGAGAGAAGCCAUAUUCAUGUUCAGAAUGCGGGAAAUGCUUUAGAAGCAAAUCGGAACUUGUUGUACAUCACAGAAUUCACACAGGAGUGAAGCCAUAUUUUUGUUCAGAAUGUGGGAAAUGUUUUAGAUAUGUAUCAAAUCUUGUGAAUCAUAAGAGAGUUCACACAGGGGAGAAGCCGUAUUCAUGUUCAGAGUGUGGAAAAUGUUUUACAAAGAAAGUGUAUCUUGUUAUACAUGAGAGAAUUCACACAGGAGAGAAGCUAUAUUCAUGUUUACAAUGUGGUAAAGGCUUUAUAAAGAAAUCAUGUCUUGUUACACAUAAGGUAAUUCACACUAAAGAGAAGCUAUAUUCAUGUUCAGAUUGUGGGAAAUGCUUUACAUAUAAAUCUGAGUUUUUAAGCCACAAGAGAAUUCACACAGGAGAGAAGCCAUAUCCAUGUACAGUAUGUGGGAAAUGCUUUAAAAGUAAAUCAAAUCUUGUUAAACAUGAAAGACUUCACACAGGAGAGAAGCCGUAUUCAUGUUCUAAUUGUGGGAAAUGUUUUGCAACUAAAUCAGAUCUUUUAAAACAUGAAAGAAUUCACACAGGAGGGAAGCCAUAUUCAUGUUUAGAAUGUGGGAAGUGUUUUAGAACCAAAACGUAUCUUGUUAAUCAUGAAAGAAUUCAUACAGGAGAGAAGCCAUAUUCAUGUUCUAAUUGUGGGAAAUGUUCUGCAACUAAAUCAGAUCUUUUAAAACAUGAAAGAAUUCACACGGGAGAGAAGCCAUAUUCAUGUUCUAAUUGUGGGAAAUGUUUUGCAACUAAAUCAGAUCUUUUAAAACAUGAAAGAAUUCACACAGGAGAGAAGCCGUAUUCAUGUUCAGAAUGUGGGAAGUGUUUUAGAACCAAAACGUAUCUUGUUAAUCAUGAAAGAAUUCACACAGGAGAGAAGCCAUAUUCAUGUUCCAAUUGUGGAAAAUGUUUUGAAACUAAAUCGGAUCUUUUAAAACAUGAAACAGUUCACACAGGAGAGAAGCCGCAUUCAUGUUCUAAUUGUGGGAAAUGUUUUGCAACUAAAUCAGAUCUUUUAAAACAUGAAAGAAUUCACACAGAAGAGAAGCCGUAUUCAUGUUCAGAAUGUGGGAAGUGUUUUAAAACUAAAGCAUAUCUUGUUAGACAUGAGAGAAGUCACACAGGAGAGAAGCCGUAUUCAUGUUCAGAAUGUAGGAAAUGUUUUAUAUAUAAAUCCCAUCUUGUUAGACAUAAGCGUAGUCACACAGGAGAGAAGCCAUUUUCAUGUUCAGAAUGUGGGAAAUGCUUUACAAAUAAAUUCAAUCUUGUUCUACAUCAGAGAAAUCACACAGGGUAAAACCAUUUUGAUGAUUUGUAUAAGGCCUCAUGCACACGACCGUUGUGUGCAUCCGUU